AUGCCUUCCACCGCCAUCACACUGGGUGCUCCGGACGCGUCUCUCCCAACCUCCAUUCACGCGUCAAAAUGCACUCUUGGGCCCUAUACGCUUCUUGCCAUGCCAAGAAAACUACCAUAUACUCCUUCCCUCGUGUGGUUUUGCCUUCACAAACUUGCUCAGUUUCCAGAUCAAGUAGCAGCUAUAGGCAACAUUCGACUCACCUACAGACCUCCAAAAUCUUCUCAAGACGAAGAUAUUCUUCGGUCUCUCAUACCACUGGAUCCAUCUGAAUUCGACUGGGCACUUGUUGACCCCCGACUAUGGUGCACCAUCGUGCAAAUAUACGACAAUCUACCCGCGUCAUUUACUUGUUAUUCCAUCCCAUUAGCGGAUGAGCAUCUUCCAGCGCUUCAGCUUCCUUCCACGCCUAAUUUCUCGCUCGUCACAAUUCUCGAGCUUCCGGGUUGUCGAGAAUUGACAGAUGCCACCAUCGUUGAACUCAAGCGACUUCAUUCACUUUGUGCAUUAGAUGUGAGUGGAGCUCCAAAUAUUUCCUCGCACGCCAUCAGAGUCCUCGCUGGAACUGUACUCUGGAGUGAGGCAGAACAAAGGGGUCCAUGGUGUCUUCGCGUUUUGCGUUGUCGAAACUGCAAGGCAAUCGACAACAAAAUUUUGCCUCAUCUGUCCUCGUUUCCUCUACUAUCUUUAUUGGAUUUGAGGGGUACACGGUGUAGCUCCAAGGCUUUCCUCCCUACCUUCAAGCCUUCACCAGGAAAUCGACGUGCACUGUUCCAUCCAACACCUCUGCACACAGUGAUAGAUUCCCUGCGUGAAACCCCGUCUGUCUUCUCGUCACCAAAUAUAUUUAUCCUCAAGGUUAACACUCUGUAUUACGCUCCCCUGCCAACAAUUCCCCUCCCCUCCCGUAAAUCGACCAUUGACGACGUUUGCGUUACACUGCAUCCAGAUACGGGUCAGUACUCUGUACACUCGACCGCCCAGCUGUCGAAUGAUCCGGAUGGUGGACGUGAAACCGAUCACAACCCGUACAGCUGCGAUUGUGCUAGGUGCCGUCGCCGACUGUCACUUUUCGAUCACCGACACAAGCCGACGGACCGGCUGUUGCAACAGCAGAUAGCAACGGAAGAGUUGUCAACCGAGGCUACAGUGCGCCGAAUCGCCUCUUUCUAUGGCGUUGGUCGUCGUUCUUCAACAACGCUCACAAAGAGUUACACCUCACAUGUGCAUGAAUAUACCCUGAACUCGAAUUGGAAGGAAGACAUCUCUCUGAUGCUCUAUCGCGAUCCUCCCCCUUGGAGCGAUCUGGCUAGUAUGCGUCCGCCAACCAGGCCGCGCCAACCAGUGGAAAUAGUAAAAGUUGCUGCAUCAAAGCGAAAGAUGGCCGAAAUGGCCGACUUUGCCAAUGAACUUGUGGCCCGGAAACGACAGAAAAAAGAAAGCGAUGCAACAACCCAAGCAAAGACGUCGAUGUUUGCAUCCGGCUUACCGGCAAAUCCCUUCCGUAGGAAACCCAAGGAAGAACUCGCACAACAAUCCCCUAUUGGAAAGCCCUUGAAACCCAUUACAAGCAUUACCGCACCCACAUUGCCGCCGGGGUCAGAGCCGAAACCCAGACCCGUCGCUCAAUCGAAGAAGAAAGCAGCUUUAUUCGACUGGACAAAGUGGGGUAAAAAGUAA
This is a messenger RNA of Mycena indigotica, 1680 nucleotides long. RefSeq lists its product as uncharacterized. Bases 1 to 1680 code for a protein of 559 amino acids. The transcript has 2 exons. The record is from RefSeq and is a predicted model, not a curated record. NCBI's taxonomy places the organism in Eukaryota, Fungi, Basidiomycota, Agaricomycetes, Agaricales, Mycenaceae.